This is a messenger RNA of Schistosoma bovis, 2337 nucleotides long. The record is from the annotation of a GenBank genome assembly. Lineage: Eukaryota; Metazoa; Platyhelminthes; Trematoda; Strigeidida; Schistosomatidae.
ACUGAAGACUGAAGACUGAAGGUUCUUAGAGGUUAAUUCAACUGAUUGCGGUGUAAAGCAUUCGAAGGUCGAAGUGAUGCCUUUCCUCCUAACGAAGUAGAUAUUUCUUUGUUGGCGGAUUCUUUCAGACGUCGGAUAGAAAAGUACAUAAUGUCUUGUAGGAAAUUUGUUCUCGGUGAACAAUAGAGCUUAUAGAUAGUGCAGAUUUUUGCUACAGUACUGUCCGGUGUUAAUAUUUACUCUGUCUAUAGCAAGUAAUAUGGCUGAUCAUUUCGAUCUCUUGUAAAAGUAUUCACAGACCUUAUGACAAACAAAACCUGCAUCAUAUUUUGCGUAGGCAGGAUAUCUAUGUGAAAUAUGAUCUGAUACUUAGGAUAUUCACAGGUUACUAAUAUUCGACCUUACAUUUCUUCAUGUAUAGUGACUUUUCGUAUUAAUUGGUGUUGAAGUUAAACCUAAUAUCCUAGGUAAGUAUAGAAAUUCGGUGAGUUAAGCUAACGUGGCUGGGACGCGUUACAUUUCCUCAGCCACUGUCUACCUCAAUCGGCAAUGCUAGAUACCAUGUGAUUGUAAUGAGAUGUUAAAGGAUCUCAAACCAAGGUGUGGCAUUUGUCAAUAUCCAGACCUUAUGUUGAAAACGACUGACUGACUUCAUGAUUUUCAUUACUGAUGGAUUAGUUGACUGCUCAUUCACGCAGUCAUCAAUGGUCGUUACCAUUAUAGGUUCUAUGACUUAGAUAUUAUGGUAAGUUUAGUGUCGCCUGCUUUCAGUAUAUCGCUCUCCUCACGAUGGCGUACCUUAUCCAAGAGUUGGACGUGUUGAAUUGGCACACGGUAUCCAAAUAUAUUUUUCGCAUAUGUUAAAUUUCCUAAAAAUCCUUGCUAAACAUGUAAACACAACGAUUACGAUUGUUUAAGUGACAAUCGUUAAGUGAAAUAACUUUCUUUAAACAAAGUUACAUAAUCGCUUAUGUGUAUUGCUUUUUACUGUUACUUGAAAUUGUAACUAGUGUAUUGUAGCAUUUGUGUGUAAACACUUGAAAUCAGUAUUCUUUUCACCAUAAUCUCAUUAAAAACAUUGGUCUUAAUUAGCUAAAUCUUAUCUUACAUCUACAGGUUUCGUUUGUCUUUUGACAGUAUCAUAAUGAAUCGUGGUUUAACUGAUGCCACUAUAAAGAAUCAUUUACAAGCAAAAGAUUUAGUUGUAUGUAAUGAAAUUUCUACAUCGUUAGAUGAAUUUAAAAAAUUCCUCACUCAACAAAAAAAAUAUCGUGAAGAGUUGGCUGGCUUGUCUUAUUGUGAAUUAAUCACCUUACGUGAUGAUCUCAAAACUGUUAGUCAACAAGUGUCUUCUUCAAUAUCCAGCCUCCGACAUACGUCUACAGCGAUUUCACGCUUAAAAACAGAUGUAUUAAAGGAAGAGAAAAAUGCUGGCAUAGCCCAUAAAACAUCUGAACAUGGACUGAGUAUUAAAAAUGAUAAUAAUGAACUGACAAGUUAUUUUAUGAAAAAGAUCUCUGAAUUUGAUACAAGAAUCCGAUUGUAUAAACAUGAGUUAGAGGUAUUUGAAGAGAAUGUUUAUUCUCAGCCAUUGACUCCUAUGACUCCACGAGACCUUCUUAAUAUUCUGCAUCUAAUCGAUCAUGAUUUUAUCAAUCUUGCUGCUCAGUUGUACACUACACAUGAAAACAUAAAGGCAAUAAAAUCAAACUACUUAAAAAAGUAUCGUAUGUGUUAUGGUUCAGCUCGCAAUCCAUUCGGCGAUAAUGAUGACUUUCAUUUCAAGAGUCAAAUAGAAGUUGAUAAUUUAUUUGGAACAGGAUUAAGUAAGGGAAAAAUCGGUUCAUCAUUCUCCACUCCAUAUGGUCCUUCUCCAUUCCCAACAUCAGAAACACCUACUACAUCCAAUUCAAUCGGUAGUGUUGAGAAAACUUCAAUUAUUCCAUCGGCACCUUCUACUACAACCUCAAGCAGUGUAUUGUCGAAUCAGCAGUUUGGUAUAGCUUCAUCUUUCCAGCCUGCAUCCUCCGUACUUUCACAAAUAGGUUCAUUGACUGGUGGAGCUCCUGCUUUGAAUUCAACUGUUACAACAGGUUUAGUCAAACCAGCAUUCGGAUUUCAAUCACCACUAACUACUUCAACAACAAGUUCUGUUGGUAAAAUUGGACUAUAACUUCUAGUGUGAAAGAAUUGGUUCCUUUUCUAGGAUUUUGAAUCAAAAGUACAUGCCAGAAAUUUUUAUCUAUUUUAACGUGUUUAGUAAUGUAUAUUCCGACAGACUUGUGUAAUAAGUGUAUAUACAUUUUUCGUAUCACUAAUGUUCAUUUAUCUAAAUGA